CGGAAGUGCUCUUUGUUGUGUUCGCAUGGCGGUCCAGUGUGACAGCAGCGUGUGUUGACUUAAUUUGUCGCUUUUCAGAGUUUUUUCGAGCUCCGUUGCCGAAUUUUUCUCUUGUUGUCUGACACGGGAGUUGUGGAGAUACCCCGGGUGUUGUGGCCGUUUGUUUGUUUGUUUUGCGUUGUUCUGGGAGGUUUGGAGAUGUGCACCCAGACGAAGGCUGCGGCUCUGAUGAUGAACAUCCCGCAGGCGGACAUAGACCCCUCUGGUGUCUUCAAAUAUGUGUUAAUAAGGGUUCACAGCCGAGAGGAGGGCGACGACUCAGAAGUGGACAUAGUCCGGGGGUACGGCUGGGCGGAGUACCACGCGGAUAUUUAUGACAAGGUUUCUGAGGAGCUGGAAAAGGGUGGACACCUGGACUGUGAGUGUAUCGGAGGAGGACGGAUCAAACACGAUCCAGAGGCCAAGAAGAUCCACGUGUACGGAUACUCCAUGGGAUUUGGGAGAGCCAACCACGCAGUGUCAACGGAAAAGUUGAAGGCGCGGUAUCCAGACUAUGAGGUCACCUGGGCUAAUGAAGGAUACUGAGUCCUCCGUUAGAAGCUGUUUGUCAUGGACGGAUGUAGAACCUAUCCUCAACAGCAGAGUCUCACAUGGAGCUUUGAGAUCCUCCAUAUUAACCGGAGACAAAGACUGAUGCGGUAGCCCAUCCUGGGAUUAACAGGCCUUUUCUUAGGUGAUGUUUUUUUGGUAAAAUGUGUGUAAAAACACAAAACUGCCAUUAGUGUGAAUUUCAGUUCAAUUACAUAGCUUAUACAAGUAAUUAUUAAAGUAAAUUUGGAAUUUCAGUCACCUAAACUCACAUGUGGACCAUGUUUCUCAAUGAAAACAUAUAUGUGAUCAUGAUUUUUAACACAACCAUUAGCACUCUGACUUGUUUUAGAGUCACUUGUCUUCAUUAAGUUGAAUUAAACUGAAAGUUAUCAUUAAAUGCACUGUCCUGUUGUUCAUAUGUUUGUCUUUAAAUGUUCUAAGUUGUUUGGGUUGUUAAAGUGACCUCUCUCCAUGUUCAUCUCACUUUGGACUGAGCUGUGAACCAGUGAUGAACGUAAUGGCUUUAAUGGUUUUAGAAGAUACAAGAAUGAAAGGACAUAAAGACCCAAUAUUGUAUGAAUAUAAACCAUGGGAUUUCAGCUUGGGCUGUUACAGUCUGUUCUUCAGUAUUAGAGAGUACAACACUGACUUUUUGGAGUUUAUUGGAUGAACAUAAAGAUGGUUUGAACAGAGCUUAUAUCAAACUCUUUCACUACAGAUAUUUUGACUUGGUAUGGCAGAUCAGUAUA
Messenger RNA from Sphaeramia orbicularis (orbiculate cardinalfish), 1340 nucleotides. It is a transcript of the gene phpt1, whose product is annotated as phosphohistidine phosphatase 1. Gene Ontology annotation, cellular component: cytosol. Bases 199 to 585 code for a protein of 128 amino acids. The transcript is spliced from 3 exons. Gene Ontology annotation, molecular function: protein histidine phosphatase activity. The record is from RefSeq and is a predicted model, not a curated record. Gene Ontology annotation, biological process: peptidyl-histidine dephosphorylation. Lineage: Eukaryota; Metazoa; Chordata; Actinopteri; Kurtiformes; Apogonidae.